AUGGAUAAUACAUCUAUCCGUGAAGAAGUCUUAGCUGAGCUUAACUUAUGCAGGGCAAACCCUAAGUCUUACGCCACUAUAGUUGCAGGUAUUCUUGACCUCUUCAAGGGCAAUGAAAUCCACAAGCCAGGUGAAAUCCCUCUUGAAACCCAAGAAGGUCCAGCUGCAGUCCAAGAAUGCAUCAAGCGUCUCCGUUCAAUCAAGCCAAUCGCUCCAUUAAGCCUUUCUGAAGGAAUGUCUAAAGCCGCACAAGACCAUUGCAAUGAUUUAGGUCCUCAAGGUAUUAUAGGACAUGAUGGCACAGAUGGCUCAACAGCAGAAUCUAGAAUUGAAAGAUAUGGAGAAUGGGAUGUCACUUCAGGCGAAAAUUGUGACUUUGGGAAUGACAGAGCUAGAGAUAUCGUGGUCUCUUUGCUUGUAGACGAUGGAGUUCCUGGCAGAGGACACAGAGAAAACAUAUUAAACCCAGAUUUUAAGGUGGUCGGAAUUGGCUUUGGGCCUCAUGCACAAUAUAAAUAUAUGUGCACUAUAGAUUUCGCUGGAGGAUUCACAGAAAGUGCUAAUUCUGGAGCAAAACCGAAAAAUGAGCCAAAAGGGAAAGCAGGGAAUCAGCCAAAAGGUCAAGGAAAAAACCAACAAGGACUUGGGCCUUAUUUGAUGCCUGCUGUCUGCUCUCAGGUUAUUGACGAAAUUAAUGCAGCCAGAACCAACCCAAAAGCUUAUGCUGACAAUGUAGCAGCCGUUUUAAAGCUUCUUACUCCCCCCCCUCCGUGAGUGAACAAAAAAAUUUUGUUCACUCACGGAGGGGGGUUAAUUUUUUUUUUAAAAAAAUUUAUAUAUAAAUUUUAUAAAAAAUAUUUUUUUCGAAAUUUAAAAAAAUCCUAAUUCGCAAAAAUUGGAAGGUAAAUAUUAAUUCAAUUUGCAAAAUUUAUGUUUUAAAAAGCAAUUCGGAUAAAAAUAAACAGAAUUAGCUCUAGAUUUCAUUAUAAUAAUUAUCAUUUAUGUAUCAAUUUUUUUUCCAUAAAAAUUUUUCUAUUAAAAAAUUUUUGUUCACUCACGGAGGGUGGGUUUUUGGACAAAAAAUAGGGAUUUUUCUAAUGGUUUUGUUCACUCACGGAGGGGGGGAGUUAGAGGAAAUGAAAUCCAUAAGCCAGGAGAAACUCCAAUAGAAACCCAAGAAGGUGCAGUCCCUAUCCAAGAAUGCAUAAAAAGACUAAAAGCCAUGAAACCAAUCGGCCCACUCGAGCUUUCUGUCGGCAUGUCAAAAGCAGCCCAAGACCAUUGUGACGACUUAGGCCCACAAGGCAUUACAGGACAUAAUGGCACAGAUGGCUCCACAAUGGAAUCCCGCAUUGAAAGAUAUGGGGAAUGGGACGUCACUGUAGGUGAAAACUGUGAUUUUGGCAAUGACCAAGCUAGAGAUAUAGUCGUUUCUUUACUUAUAGAUGAUGGAGUUACUGGAAGAGGACACAGAGAAAACAUUUUGAACCCUGAUUUUAAGGUAGCUGGUGUUGGGUUUGGCAGCCACGCACAGUUUAAUCAUAUGUGCACUAUUGAUUUUGCAGGAGGGUUUACUGAGUCUGCAGAUCAACCUGAAAGAAAAGCACCUGGAGCUUCACAGCCAAGUGGAAAAAAUCAGCCAGGAGGUUCACAAGCUAAGCCUCAAGCUAAAGGAAAACCAGGGGAAGUCACUUAUCCUCCAAUUUACCAAGAAGUUAUUGAUGAGCUUAAUUUAUGCAGAACUAACCCUAAGAACUACGCAAAUGUGGUAGCUGAAAUUUUGAAGUUUUAUAAAGGCAAAGAAAUCCAUAAACCAGGAGAAAUUCCAAUAGAAACCCAAGAAGGAACAGCCCCUGUACAAGAAGUCAUUAAAAGACUAAAAGCUAUGAAGCCAAUAGGCCCACUUACAUUAUCAUUAGGUGUUAGUUGGGCAGCACAAGACCAUUGUGAUGAUUUAGGACCAAAAGGAGAAACGGGCCAUGAUGGAACUGAUGGGUCAACCAUGGAAGGAAGAAUAGAAAGGUAUGGAGAAUGGGACGUCACUGUAGGAGAAAACUGUGAUUUUGGAAACAACAAUGCAAGGGAUAUUGUAUGAUAUUUUUAUUGAAUUUUAAUUAUUAAUUUUUUAAUAAAUUGGUAUAAUAAAGCUUCAUUUUUAUAUAAAAUAGCAUAGUUUCUUUAUUAAUUGAUGAUGGAGUCCAAGGCAGAGGACACAGAGAAAAUAUUUUAAAUCCUGCCUAUAAAGUAGCUGGAGUCGGCUUUGGCUAUCACAAAGAAUUCAAUCACAUGUGCACUAUUGAUUUCGCUGGAGGAUUCGAAGAAAAAGGAAAUCUUCAGCCAAGAGAUCCUGUAUCCUCUCCAGAAGAAUCCAAAAAUCAAGGAGGAAAGCCAGCUCAAGCCAAAGGAGACACCCAGCCUUCAGAAUACCUUGAAUUAAUUCAAGAAGUUAUCAACGAAAUCAACGUCGUCAGGACCAAUCCUAAAGCCUACGUAGAUGUCGUCAAUAAUUUCUUAAAAUUCUACAAAGGCAAUGAGAUCCGUAAGCCAGGAGAAACCCCUAUAAUAACCCAAGAAGGCCCAGCAGCAGUCCAAGACUGUCUUAAAAGACUUAGAGCAAUGAAGCCAAUCCCACCAAUUGAGCUUUCUUAUGGUCUCUCAUUAGCAGCCCAAGACCAUUGUGAAGAUAUCGGUCCACAAGGAGCUACAGGCCAUGAUGGGACUAAUGGCUCUACCACAGAAUCCCGCAUAGAAAACCAUGGGGAUUGGGACGUAACCAUUGGAGAAAACAUCGAUUUUGGGAACAAUAAUGCCACUGACAUUGUAGUUUCUUGGCUUAUUGAUGACGGAGUACCAGGAAGAGGCCACAGAGAAAAUAUUUUAAAUCCUGCCUAUAAAGUAGCUGGGGUAGGGUUUGGAAGCCAUACAGAGUUUGGGUAUGUCUGCACUAUUGAUUUUGCAGGAGGGUUUAGAGAAGACCCUAAUCAAGCACCUCCUAAAGGAAGCGCUGGGAAAGGAAAAGCUUCUGAAGAAACAAAACAGUCACCAGGAAAACCGACGAAAGGACAAGCUGAUAGCCCAGCUAAAGGAGGACAGACUGCUCCAGGAAAAGGAGGACAGACUGCUCCAGGAAAAGGAGAAAGCCAACCUGAUAAUCCAGCCCUAUUACAAGAAGUUGUUGAUGAAAUUAAUGCGUGCAGAACUAAUCCAAAAGCUUAUGCAGAUGCGGUAGCUGAUAUACUGAAGUUUUAUAAAGGGAAAAUGCUGACAAGGCCUGGAGAAACUCCAAUUGAAACUCAAGAAGGCCCAGCUCCUGUGCAAGAGGUCAUUAAAAGACUUAAAGCGAUGAACCCAAUAGGCCCAAUAGAACUAAGCGAUGAUAUGAGCAAGGCAGCUAAAGACCAUUGCGAUGAUUUAGGACCAAAAGGAGAAACUGGCCAUGAUGGCACUGAUGGAUCUACAGCCGAAUCCCGCUUACUCUAUUGGAAAAUAAUUAAUUAAAAUAUUAAAAAUAAUUAAUAACUAUAGAAAAAACAGCUAAUUUACUGAGAAGAGGUUAGAAAGAUAUGGAGAUUGGGAUGUUACUAUUGGUGAAAACAUUGAUUUCGGGAACAAUAAUGCGAGAGAUAUUGUAGUUUCUUUAUUAAUUGAUGAUGGAGUACCUGGAAGAGGACAUAGAGAAAAUAUUUUAAAUCCUGCUUAUAAAGUUGCGGGAGUUGGCUUUGGAAAUCAUACAGAAUAUGGCCAGAUGUGCACAAUUGAUUUUGCAGGUGGGUUUGUUGGGAAGCAAUCCCCUGCAAAAGGAGGGCAAGCAGCUAAAGGAAAAGAGCCUCUAGCAGCUAAAGGAAAAGAACCUCCAGCGCCGAAAGGCAAAGAAGCCCCAGCACCUAAAGGCAAAGAAGCUUCUGCACCUAAAGGCAAAGAAGCCCCUGCGCCUAAAGGUAAAGAGCCAGCAAAGGGUAAAGAUGCCAAAGGCAAAGACCCUCGCUCAGGCACAGCAAAAGGUAAAUCUCCAAACUCUUCUAUCCCUGAAGGAGUCACCUUGACUCCUGACGAAAUUGAGGAAGUCAAGCAAGCCUUCGAUCUAUUUGACUUACUCUACCUCCUUUAAAUUGGAAAUAAAAUAAGAAAACUAAUCCUUGAGAUUAGAAUAUAGUUUUUUUUUUUUUAGUUUAAAAAUAAAUUUAUAUGUAAAUCCCUUUAGCACCUAAUUUAAUGUCUCAAUAAUCAAAAAUUUGUAUAUUUUCAUAGUGCAGAAAGACUAUUUAGCACUUUUAAACGAUAAAUUUCAUAAAUUAAUAUUUUAUAAAAAGGUUAAAAAAUUUUAUAUAAUGCUUUAAAUGAAAAUUUAAUAUAAAUCAAAUCCCUUUAAAUGAACAGAUUUUUUUGUUUCUACUUAUAGUGAUGGAUGGAGUUAGAUGGUUCAGGCACCAUUGAUCCUAGAGAAAUUUCAGCCGCCCUGGCCUCAAUGGAAGACGAAAGAGAUACCACAAUGUUCAGGCUAUUAGGAGGAAUUGAAGAAUUAGGAGCAGCCAUCACCUUUGAAGACUUUUUACUGCAUAUUAAUGACCGCUUAGGAAACAGAAACUCAAAAGAAGGAGUUCAAAAAAUUUUUGACUUAUUCGAUUCUGAUGGAUCUGGAAGAAUUAGCGUCAAAAACUUCGCAAAAGUGUUGAGAGAGCUGGGAGACACUAUGACUGAUGAAGAAAUUAAGGAAACGAUUGCUAAGGUUUCUUCAGAUGGAGUUUCUAUGACAGUCGAUGACUUUUAUAACGUCAUGACUAAAAGGAAUUACGCUUAA
Molecule: messenger RNA, 4798 nt
Organism: Blepharisma stoltei
Lineage: Eukaryota; Ciliophora; Heterotrichea; Heterotrichida; Blepharismidae
Source: the annotation of a GenBank genome assembly